Molecule: messenger RNA, 1238 nt
Organism: Anolis carolinensis (green anole)
Lineage: Eukaryota; Metazoa; Chordata; Lepidosauria; Squamata; Anolidae
Gene: pyurf
Product: PIGY upstream open reading frame
Exons: 2
Coding region: 31-351 (106 amino acids)
Source: RefSeq, a predicted model, not a curated record
GCUUGCAGUGAGGGCGUGCAACCGCGAAUCAUGCCGAUGCUGCCUCACGGACUCCUGCGCCUCUCCGCUUGCGUUCCGCUUUGGAGGAAAGGCUCUCGGGCGCUCUUCUCCAAGGCGGCCGGGAACGGAGGACAGCAGGAGCCCAAGCCGCCCUUCGAUGCCAGCCUCCUCCAGAUCCUCGUCUGCCCCUUGUCCAAGAAGCCACUCAGAUAUGAGGAAUCCACCAAUGAAUUAAUCAAUGAAGAGCUGGGUAUUGCCUACCCCAUCACCGAUGGCAUCCCUAAUAUGAUCCCCCAAGCUGCCAGGAUGAUUGGCAAAGACAAGCAGGAAGGGGAACCUGAGCAGACCUAGAUGUUUUUCUCCUUAUAGAAGAUAUUCACAGGUGAAGAAAAAUGUUUCUGUCUCUGCCUACGAUGACUGUACUCAUCCCUGUGUUGUCUUUAGCUGGCCUGUUUUAUUCAGCCAGUGUUGAUGAAAACUUUCCUCAGGGCUGCACAAGUACAACCAGCCUGUGUUUCUACAGCCUGCUGCUUCCAGUUACCAUACCAGUUUAUGUGUUCUUCCACCUCUGGACCUGGAUGGGCCUUAAACUCUUUCGCCACAACUAGGUUAGGCUGAAAUGAGUGGACAUGGGCUAAAAGAUGUGCUUUGCUUUAUCUGUUUGCAGUAGGAUUUGAAGCCAUCCCUAACAAGCAGCAGACUUAACACAUGGAAAUAAGCAUCCACACAAGCAAAUAGAAAACUUGCUUUUACUCUUCCCAUUCCCAACCAAAUCCACAGGAAUAAUGAUGAGUUAUACAGAUAAGGUGGAUGAAAUGCACUACGUAAUUUCACUACCUGUCUACCUUGCCCAAAAGAAAGGGACUACAUUUCCAUCUUUGGACCUGUAUAGUCAACCCUGUGCAGAAAUAUACCAUGGUAGAACUUAACGUGUUACCAGAUACUUUCAAGCAAUUAUCACAGUUCCUUGGAAGAAUGGCAUUUCAUGCAGAAUAAUACCUGAUGUCACCCUAAAUGGAUUUUCUGUCAUGACCCUAUUGUGUUUUCAGGAUGCCUUUUUUAAUUGUUGGACAUGGUGAUAAUAGAUAGUAGUCAGGAUUUUUCUUUCAUUAAGAUGCACUGUUUUCUGCCCUUAGAUUUUACGCUUGAAUUAAUGAUAUUAACAGAUUGUGAUCAAAACAGAACAAAAAGGGAUUCAAAAGCAAUUAUUUCCCAUUAAUAAAGCAACUGAAAAACCA